This is a messenger RNA of Oryctolagus cuniculus (rabbit), 3583 nucleotides long. RefSeq names its product CD302 molecule (gene CD302). The record is from RefSeq and is a predicted model, not a curated record. Lineage: Eukaryota; Metazoa; Chordata; Mammalia; Lagomorpha; Leporidae.
AAGUCAACUCAAAUAACAAGUUCGAAACAUUGAAGAGACAAAUUCCAGAAGGCCCGCGCCUGGCCCACCCGCAGACCCCGGCCCCGCCAGCCGCGUCCACCCGCCUCGGCCCGGCGCCAGCCCCCGCCCGCCCGGGGCCCGCGGUGGGAGGGGUCGGCCCCGCGCUCCGCACUUCCGAGAAGCGCCGCCCCCGCCCCGCAGCCGUCGCCCGCCGCCCGCUCUCGGCGCCCGUCGCAGCCGUCAUGGCCCGGGCCGCGCUGCCCGCGCUCCUGCUGCCGCUGCUGGGCCUCGCUGCCGUGGCCGCCGCGGACUGUCCUUCUUCCAUCUGGAUUCAGUUCCAAGACAACUGUUACAUCUUUCUUCAAGAAGCCAGUCAAGUAGAAAGCAUAGAAGAUGUCAGAAACCAGUGUACUCAUUAUGGAGCAGAUAUGAUAAGCAUACAUAAUGAAGAAGAAAAUGCUUUUAUACUAGAUACUUUGAAAAAGCAAUGGAAAGGCCCAGAUGAUAUCCUACUAGGCAUGUUUUAUGACACAGAUGAUGCGAGUUUCAAGUGGUUUGACAAUUCAGAUAUGACAUUUGAUAAAUGGGCGGCCCAAGAUGAUAGCGAGGAUUUAGUUGACACCUGUGGUUUUCUGCAUACCAAGACAGGUGAAUGGAAAAAAGGAAAUUGUGAAGUUUCUUCUGUGGAAGGAACACUUUGUAAAGCGGCUGUACCAUUUGAAAAGAAGUAUUUAUCAGAUGACCACAUUUUAAUAUCAGCUUUGGUAACUGCUAGCACAGUAAUUUUGACAGUUUUUGGAGCAAUCAUUUGGUUCCUGUACAAAAGAAGUUCUGAAUUUGGUUUCACCACAGUUUUUUCAACGGCACCCCAAUCACCUUAUAAUGACGACUGUGUUUUAGUAGUUGCAGAAGAUGAGUGUGCUGUUCAGUUUCACUAACUUUUUGAUAAUCGCAGACUAAAACAACAAACGCCUUGUAAGUGGUUCCUGUGCAACAUCUUUUAAUAUGAAACUUGGACAUCAAAAAUUAUAGGUUUAUGGUAUCCCUUAUUCCAGUAAUGGUAUUUUCAUGUACUCAUUGUUAAAAAUUAAUCUUUUGAUUCAUUAUAAAAACAGGUUUUAGAAAAGGAAUUAUCAGACCUAAUUUAGUGGUUAUAACCACUCUUCAGAUGGAGCACCUUUCAUGAGAAGGAAAGCUAAACAACAAAGUACAGUAGAUAAAACUCCAGCCUGCUUUACUUGCUCUAUUUUCCCUUCCAUGUAGUUUACUUACUUAUUCUUCGUUAUAAGAAUAAGCCUGAUUUUUAAGUAAAUACUAUACAUUUAAAUAUCCUAGAUACUGGUUAUUUUGGCAGGUAACAAUUCCUCUUCUAUCUGCAUUUUCAAGAUUUAGAUAAAAAUUUUACAAAUUUUUAACAGCCUGUACUAUAUUAAUUUUACAGUCUCACUACUUUGAUACACCAUUUUGAAUCACAUGUAGUAUUUGGUGCUGAUCAAAAGUGGUUACAUUUUUAAUAAAAAUUUAGGCUGGCACCGCACCUCACUUGGCUAAUCCUCCGCCUGCGGUGCCAGCACCCCAGGUUCUAGUCCCAGUUGGGGUGCCGGAUUCUGUCCCGGUUGCUCCUCUUCCAGGCUGUGGCCCAGGAGGGCAGUGGAGGAUGGCCCAAGUGCUUGGGCCCUGCACCCGCAUGGGAGAUCAGGAGGCGGCACCUGGCUCCUGGCUUUGGAUCGGCCAGCACGCAGGGAGCGGCCAUUUGGGGGGUGAACAAACGGAAGGAAGACCUCUCUCUCUGUCUCUCUCUCACUAACUCUGUCAAAAAAAUAAAAUUUUGUAAAUUUUUUGAAAUAAUAAAGCUGUAGCUGGGAAGGCAGAAGGCUGGCCAGAAGGUUAACGUUAUUAAUGUCCCUUUAAGAACUUAUUCUCUUAGCACCUUUUUCUGUACAACCUGUCUCAGGCUCCCAAAGCAUUUAUAAGUUUUAUACCUAAAGACAUGAGAUCUGUGUAAGCAAAGACUAAAGAAAACUAGUAGGUAUGACUACAAUAAUGAUGCUCUGAGUUUUUAGUGUGUUUACACUGUAAGGCAAGGUGAAAAUCAUUUAAGAAGCAGGGAAAAAGCAAGCUGAAACAAGUGAUUUUCUUUAGCAUCUUUCAUAGCUCAUUAACAGUAUUUUAAAAGAUAAAGAAUGCAUAAGUUACCAAAAAAUUAUUUAAUAUGCCUGAAUGCGUAAGUAAUCUGUAACUUGCACCUCAUCAAUUACAUUAUGAAGAAUUUUCUUACUGGGAGAUGGAACUCUAGCUUGACAAAUGGCAGCAGAAAUCACAGUUUUUUGCCAUCUGUUUUCACUGAUAUGAAUCAAAAGCAUCUCUUCAAAAUUAAUGGCAUUAUUAAAGAAACAACUAUAAAAUGGUGACAAAAAACUAAGCAGUAUGGCUAUGUUGUAUUACAUAAACACAUCAUACUUUCCAAGAGUUUUAAAUUUGAGAAUCUGUAUUUAACUGAUAUGUCUAUUUUACUGUUUAUGGACUAUAAUAAUGUUAACAGUGGACUUUAGCCUGAAAUUCCUAUUGCUUUUCCUACUCAGAUUCUACCACUACUUUAAUAACUUACCACUUCCCUAAAAGCAGUUAUCUCAAAUAUCUAGAAUUACAAUAUCCAGUUAACUACUAGGUACAUGAAGAUAUCCUAAGUUAAAUAUAGUUUAAAAUUCAGUUCCUCAGUUAUAUUGCUUACAUUUCAAGUACACAGAUCACAAGUGGUUAGUGGUUACCAUAUUGUACAGUGUACCAUACAUGCAUUACAGAAAAUAUUACUGGAAAUUGCUGCUUUAGACUAUCCCCUUCCACGCAACUAAUUUUCUUCUAUGUCUUUUGACAAUGUCUUAGUUAAUGAUACCCCUCUCAGAAAAGGUGUUUUAAAGUUAUUUAAAUGUUCUAUUUCAUUUUCAACAGGUUUAAAGGCCAUAGUCACCAAGUGCUAAAUCACAUUUACAUUCCAGAUUGUCUUAUUAUAUUUAGAAUAUAGAAAUUGUUUUCUUCAGCAUUUUCAUUCUAGGUAAUGAUGACAAUAUAAUUCUUAUGUUCGCCAAGUACCUUGGAAAAUCAACGUUUUAAGGUACAUUUUCUUAGGAAUUUGUACUCCUUAUAGUAUCAUAUGGUCUCUUGUUUGGCAUUUGAAAGUGAUAACCAAUGAAAGACAUUCCUCUUACUCCUGUAGUGUCACAUUUAAAUGAAAUCACAAGCUAAUGACAAUAUUUAAAUGCUAAGUGGUUCUAUGAAACUACAAAAAAAAUUACCUCUGUCACAUAGCAUUUAAUGACACAACUAAAUAUAAAUAAAUCAUACACACAAGUUUCCUACAAUUUAGUCAACAUUUUUAAAUUUUAAUUUAAAUUUUUUGUUAGGCAGAAGACUUUUCAUAUUGAAUUCUAAGUAAUUCAGAGCAUCCCUAAGGAUCCACAGAAAUAUACUGAAAUUUUGUAUUUAAGUCAGGCAAAGACAAAGUCAAGAGUUGAACAAAUGUUUUAGAAGUAUUUAUAUUCCUGUAUGAAACAAUUUGAAAACUUAAUAAAAUUCUCGGCUAUGA